AUGGGAUAUCUUUUAGCGUCAAAUACAUACAAUGUACCUAAAAGUUCAUUAGAAGAUCGUAUAAAGAAGAUAAAACGUGGAAAAUCAAAAUAUGAAGUGUUCCGAAAGUGCCCUGCUACUGAAAAAUGCGUAUUUACUGAUGAGUUGGAAGGUAUGUUAGUCGAACAUAUCAAAAUUAUGGAAUCUCGACUAUUUGGCUUGACUAAAACAGAUCUGCGACGUUUGGCAUUCCAAUUAGCUGAGAGAAACAAUUUAAACCAUCCUUUUAAUAAAGAAACUGGACUCGCUGGCUUAGAUUGGGUUAGUGGAUUUCUAAAACGACAUUCUGAAUUGUCGCUAAGAUCACCUGAAGCUACAUCAGCUGCAAGAGCAAUGGGAUUUAAUAGGUCUGUAGUGUCAUCAUUUUUUAAUCUUUUGGAUACACUUUAUGUUAAGCACGCUUUCAAUUGCACGCGAAUUUAUAACAUGGACGAAACUGGAUUGACCUCUGUACCAAAAAAAAAAUAG
Molecule: messenger RNA, 507 nt
Organism: Parnassius apollo (apollo)
Lineage: Eukaryota; Metazoa; Arthropoda; Insecta; Lepidoptera; Papilionidae
Source: the annotation of a GenBank genome assembly